This is a messenger RNA of Dimorphilus gyrociliatus, 4363 nucleotides long. Lineage: Eukaryota; Metazoa; Annelida; Polychaeta; Dinophilidae. The record is from the annotation of a GenBank genome assembly.
AUCAGAACAUAUUUUGAUCCAUAUCACUAGAGAUCUAUGGAUCGUGGUUUGUAGGAUUUUUCAACGUAGGAAUCCUACGAGCUAUAGGUUUUUAAAGAAAAGGUAGCAACUUUAAAUAUUAACUAUUGCUUAAAAAUUUUUACCAAGAAGCUGAUAAGAAUAUUUGAGAGUUCUGAUAGAAAUACUGAAAGUGACUUUUUUCCAUUAUAGAUGGCGUUAUUGGAAAGAAAAUCUUUUUUAAUCUUUUUUUAACCUGAAAAUUCAUACAUCAAACUGAACAAGAGGCUCGAAAAUGUCCUAUAACGACCGAUUUAUCGAUAUGGAUGAGCAGCAACACACCGAACCCGAUAGCACCAUAAAAGGUGAUGAAUUUUGUGAACCAUCAAAUUCAAAUCUUUCAGAUAGUUUAACUGAUGGACCGAAUAAUAAUCUGGAAAAAGACGAUAUACCAAAAGACUAUAAUGUUUGCGAGAAUGUCUCCGAACCAAAGGUAAAUGCACCAAUAAAGCUCCGAAUUUGCCGUAGACAAUCCAGUCCGUCCAAAUCUGAUUCCGACCAGUUCAAUACGUCGACAGAAUCAAAUGGACAAUCUUUUAAAAAAAAGAAAUCAAAGAAAAAAAAGAAAAAGAAAGAUAAAAAGAAAGUUGACAUGGAAGAAACAGAGGAUGUUAAAGAAACUGAAAUGGCUGUUGAAGCUGAUGACUUCGAGCAGGAAACAGUAGCUGAUCUCGACGCCGAAGCUCAUGGUGAACUUGAGAUCACCGAAGAUGCGGAAGAACAUAGUGCUCAAAAAAAUGACAAUGGAACUGAUAUGAUCAAGUCAGAGAACUUUGAACCAACCCCAAGUGAAGAGUAUAAACCCGAGAAUUUGCAAGAUGAAGAAAGAGAUGCUAACUGGAGUGUAGGGCAAUUGAUUUGGGGAAGAGUUACGGGCCAUCCAUGGUGGCCUGGAAUGGUAUCGUAUGAUCCAUACAUUAACAAAUACGUCCGAAGAAAGACAAACUCGCACAAAACCUAUGAAUACCAUGUCCAGUAUUUCGGCAACGAAAGGGAGCGAGGCUGGCUACUUGAAUCAUCUAUGCAACCGUUCACAGGUCCUAACAUAGAAGAAUUUAAAAAGACACUGGCCUCAAAGAACAACUCUAAACGGAGAUCAGGAGGAGUUGUUAAGGGAUUUGAAGUUAAAAGUAAAAAUUUAAGAAAUGCUUGGGAUUUUGCCAUAUCCGAAGCUGAAAUGGCUCGCACGUAUCCAAUUGACGAGCGUAUCAAGGCUUUUGUUUAUCAAUAUCCUCCAGUCGAGCAACCUAAGAAAAACAAUACUAGGAAAAGAAAAAGAGCAUCGGCUGAUAAUAGGAAAUUGAAUAAUGCGGCCAAAAAGCUUAAAGUUGAUCCUGAGACCAACAUGAAACAGCAGCAAUAUCUAGUAUUUUGUAAAACCAAGAAAGAGGAAUUUGAAGCAUCCUUUCCUCUCUUAGACGAUAAAGGAAUUAUUGAUAAAUUACAAGAAGAAUGGAAUGGAAUGGAGAUAGAUGACAAAAAUAAAUUUAUACCUAUGGGCCAUGAUUUAGUUCAAAUAAAAGAAUGGUUGAACAAUUCAACUAAAGUAAAAGACGAAUCACCUCCUCUGAGUGAAGUGGAAAGAGUCGAUCAAGUUAAAGAGAAACGUCCAAGUAUUGAUCAAGCCGAAGGCAAUGGAUACGAGAGGAAACGGCGGCGCACGAUUAAAAAGAAAUAUGACGUUAGUGAGCUAUAUGGAAGCGACUCAAGUGUACCUAAUGAAGAGUCACUUCCUCCAGCCAGGCAACACGUUAAGUUGACGAAACCUACUGUAGAUUUUUCUGCUACUCCACUUAACGUUGAAGAAACUCUGGAGGUUUUAAAACUAAUGACCACACCUUUUUAUAGAAAAAAACCUAUAUGUAUGGAAUGUGACAAAGAAAAGGGUGAUUCGACAAUGAUUACAUGCAAGAAAUGCACAUCUUCGUAUCAUGUUAAAUGCAUUCAGGGUAGAAAAAUAACGGAUACAGCACAAGACUUCUAUUGCACUGAUUGCACUGAAAAUGUUCAUACUUGCUUCUCCUGUUCAAAGAGGGAUUCCACAACGAUUAAAUGUUCAACGCCUAAUUGCAAUAGAUUCUACCAUGAAGCUUGUAUGAAGGAGUUACCAACAGCGAACGUUGAUAAUAAGAAAUUCCAGUGUCCCCUACACACCUGCCAGACUUGUUGGAUAAAUAGGCGCAGUAAGGCUUCUAAAGGCCAAUUUUACAAGUGUAUAAAGUGCCCCACUGCUUAUCAUAUAUCAGACUUUUGUGUGGCUGCAGGAUGCCGUCAUCUAGCUGGCCUGAAUAUGAUAUGCAAAUUAGCCGGAGGUACAUUGGUCUGUUGUGAUGGUUGCCCCCUAGCAUUCCAUAAAGAAUGUAUAGCCACUGAAGUGAAAGAAAAUGAACCUUGGCUGUGUUCAGAUUGUAUCGUUGGUAAAGUACCUCACUAUGGCGAUAUUGUCUGGGUUAAAGUUGGACAAUAUCGCUGGUGGCCGGGAGAGAUCUGUCACCCACGAAAUAUACCAGAAAAGAUCUUACAAUUGGGUCACGAUGCUGGCGAAUUUGCUGUUCGAUUUUUCGGAUCAUACGAUUUCUUUUGGUCGCAUAAGGCUCGAGUUUUUCUUUUCCAAGAGGGUGAUACUAAAUCAAAAACAUCAGUUAGUGGAAAUAAAUCAUUAGCAGUUGCUUUCCAACGAGCUAUCGAAGAUGCUGGAAAAGCUUUUACCAAAUGGGUGGAGUUUAAGGAAAAAAUGGAAAGUGAGAUGAGAAACGAAAAGUCUACUUAUAGAUUAAUUGAAUCUAACAUAUACGUUGGGAAAACAGCACCUAGAAAACCGAAAUUUGAGCCAACACCAUGUCACUGUUCUAUCACUGACGCCUGUGGACCACAAAGCCAAUGUUGGAAUCGUUUGGCCUUGGCAGAAUGUAAUGUUGAUAUUUGUCCAGCGGGAGAACGCUGUCAAAAUAGGCGUUUUCAAAAACGAGAAUGGGUUGAAGCAGUACCUAUUAGGACGUCCAUGAAAGGUUGGGGACUAAAGGCAAAAUACGAUAUAAAAGUUGGCGAUUUCGUAAUUGAAUAUAUAGGAGAUGUAAUUGAUGAGGAAGAAUGCAAACACCGACUCAAAAAGUAUGAUGAACUUGAUGUUUCUCACUUCUACAUACUUACACUGGACAAGCACAGAUUUAUAGACGCUGGUCCAAGAGGCAAUUUAGCUCGUUAUAUUAACCACAGUUGCCAACCUAACUGUGAUACUCAGAAAUGGAAUGUUUUAGACGAUGAUCGGGUGGGUCUUUUCGCAAAUAGGAACAUCAAAGCUGGAGAAGAGUUAACAUUUAAUUACAAUCUGGAUGCCCUUGGAAAUAGCUUAAAAAAGUGCUCUUGUGAUUCUCCCAAUUGUAGUGGAUUUAUAGGAGCUCCACCUAAACGACCAGUACCACCUGUAAAAGAGAAGAGAGAGAAGAAAAAGAGAAGAAAAAAGAGAUCACUUUCUUCACUUAUGCAUCUAAGGAAGCAUGAGGAUAGCUGUUAUCAUUGUGGCGAUGGGGGAGAUUUGGUCUUGUGUGAUCAGAAUAAUUGUCCCAAGUGCUAUCAUAAGGAAUGUGUUGAAUUACACUCAGUACCUAAAGGGAAGUGGAUUUGCGGUUGGCACUUUUGCGAUAUUUGCGGAAAACCUGUGACUGAAAAAGGAAUGUGUCAAGAGUGCCCAAACUCAUUUUGUUCAGAUCAUAUUGAUGGUAAUAUAGUAUUGGUACCAGAUCCAGAAACGGACUCAAGCAAGGUAUUUUGUACGGAGCACGAAGACCUUGUUGGUCAAGUAUUGACAGAUGGAACCGAUACGUCAACGGCUUGCAAUACACCUGUUCCAACUGAAAUUGAUACUCUACCAGCUAACAAUUCAACUCCAGUUGAAGAACUAUUAGAUUCUUCGUCUGCUACUUUAACCAACGUUUUAAGUGAUAAGAAACCCAAGGGGAAAAAGCCCAAACAGCCUAAAGAACCUAAACCUAAACAGCCAAGGCAACCUAAGCAGCCUAAACAACCAAAACAGCCAAAGCCGCCUAAGGAACCUAAACAACCUAAACAACCUAAACAACCUAAACAGCCUAAACAACCUAAACAACCAAAGCAGGCGAAGAAGACUGAGGACAAAGAGAAAAAAAGUGAUAAACCGAAAAAAGCUGCAAAAGGUAAGAAAGACGGUGCUGGGAAGAAGGUUCCAAAAAAGCCUAUUGUAACUAAGCCGGAUAUUAUUAAACGGAAUGAAGAGGAAGAUUGUGAUUCAGACGACAGUUUUCCUAGAAAACUAGUUAUUGCCGAAUAA